Molecule: messenger RNA, 1636 nt
Organism: Emiliania huxleyi CCMP1516
Lineage: Eukaryota; Haptophyta; Isochrysidales; Noelaerhabdaceae
Exons: 8
Coding region: 66-1322 (418 amino acids)
Source: RefSeq, a predicted model, not a curated record
CGCGACGCCGCACCAACGGACGGGGGGCCUUCCCAAGCUGGCGGUCGCCGUGUCGCCUCGCUCUGAUGCUGUCACUGCUGCUGACCGUCGCUCUGAUGCUGUCACUGCUGACCGUCAGCACCGCCACUCCGCCCGACGCUGCGGCCUGGCGUCCCAUCCGCACACUCCUCGAGAACUGGCAGUUCACGACGGAGUACGCCAUCAGCAUUGGCACCGCCGACCACGGCCAGCUCUUUGUGUACGAGUCUGGCAACUUCACGAUGGACCAGCAGAUUCCGACAGGCUCCACCUCCAAGUGGCCUUCGGCUAUGAUGUUUGCCGGCCUGGUGGGCGACGGCACGAUUCGCUCGCUCGACGAUCCGGUCCACGAGUAUCUUCCGUACUGGACCAAGCAUCCGCUCGACGCGCGCUCGCACAUCACUCUCCGCCACCUGCUGACCUUCACCUCCGGCUUCGGCGACGGCCACCCCGGCUUCGAGUUCAACACUCGUGCGGCGAGGGCGUGGCGCGCGGGCCGCACGCCGCCGCGUAACAACAUCAGCAGGGAGUGCGACCUGGAGAGCGGCGACACCGCCAAGUGCGCGCAGUCCAUCUACUCGGGAGUCAAGCUGAUCGGCGUCCCCGGACACGUUUAUUCGUACAACAGCAACCACCUCCAGCUCGCCGCCGGCGUCGCCGUCGCGGGGAGCGGCCUGCCGAUCAAGGAGGUGGUCCGCAGGUACCUGCUCCAGCCGUUCGGGCUGACGGAUUCGUACUACGAGGGGCGAUGCCCCGACUUUGCGGGCUCGCUGGUGACGACGGGCCGCGACUACGAGCGCUUCCUGCACUCGCUGCUGUCUUACAGGCGGCACCCUUCGCCCGCCCUGAUCCUCGAGUCGGAGAGGGACGGGACGCCCUUCCUCUCGGACCAGUACACGCUCUACGGGAACUAUGGCUUCGGCGCGCGCACACACACCACCUCCGCUGCCCGCAGCCACUUUCUGAUGUGCUUUGACUCGGCGGGCGGCUACACUGACGCGUGUGCCGACGCUCGCUCGCACUUCGACCCGGGCGCUUUCGGCUUCAUCCCGGUCCUCGACCGCAAGUUCGGCUUCUACCUCAACCUCGUCGCCGCGGAGACGGCGCCCACCGGCUCGUACCCCCUCUCGGGCAUACCCGAGUACCUUGCCGUCGGCCUCAAGCCGCACGUCGAGGCGAUCCUCUCGCAGCGGCCACCGCGGGCGGAAGAGCACUUGCACCACAACCCGGCCAUCGCCGGCCUCUCCCUCGCCGACGUCAACUACGCGCUCGGCUGCCGGCUUCACCCGGACUCCUGCGCCUGAGUGGCCCUCCCGACGCCACACCAGAGCUGCGAGAGGCGCCGCUCUCGAGGGGAUGGGCGGCCGCGCCGCGGGGAGAGGCGCAGACUGAGACGGAGCGGGCGCGCUGUGAGCAGGGCUCAUCCCGGCGUCCGGCGACUUCGAGCGACUGGCAGAGACUUCAAAGUACGUAGAGAGUGUGCAUAGCAUGUUACGUAGGUACACAUGUGCAUGCACAUGUGAGUAUGUAUCCGAGGCGAGACAGGUGGAUAUGUUUCAUUAUUCAUGUACAGCCUUCGUACCUUCUUUGUUGUUUGUAUCGGCUAUCGCGCGUCUUU